AUGGCCUUCCAGACUCCACCCAACCCGCGAUAUGUCGAUUCUCGCCAACGGCUCUCUGAACUGGCCAGAGUCAUUGGUGACGACAAGAGUCGCAACUCAGAGCAGCUCCCUGGUCUCGCGAAGCUCUUAAACGAGUACGCAAGUGAUGACAUCAAGACGCCGCCCAAGGAGGACUUGAUACGUCGCCUGAUACGGGUGUUCAAAGACUCCACAACCGAAGCGUCUUAUUCUCAAGUAUUGAAGAAUUACAACAAUGAGGAGCAGCAACUUAUAAACCGUUUCGUGGUUGACCAAGAGCCAGCUGCCAAAGUUGGCAAAGACUUUCAUAUUGGACUUUCACCAGGUGCAAGGAAAGAGUUUGAGGAUCUUGAUUCCCAGCCAGAUGGCUUCAUCGGCGGAGGACAACUGUCCGCCAAACAUCACUCAGGUGCAGGUGAACUUGUCCACCAUAUUGUCGACGAAUUCAAGUCUGCAGCCAACACCGUGCACUCCUGGGUCCAUCCUCACACCAACUUCUCUGUGUAUGAUGAUCCCGGCAACAAGCACAAGGUCCCAGCGUAUUUCGACAAGGAGUUUCAGAACUGGGGUCGCACCGUAAAGAACGUUCCGAAAAUCACCUGUGUUCCCACCACUUCGUACGGAAUCCAACAGAUUGUGCAGUACGCAAAGACUUUUGACAUGAAUGUUCGGGCGUCCGGAUACCGACACUCCUGGUCACCAAUCUUUGGCAAAAACGGACAGAUUUUGAUCUCCACAUUGGACCUCCACAAAGCUGCUGUGCUCCCGAACUUCGAAUCCCUGCCAGAUUCAGAAAUCGGCGAGUGUCCAACAGAACUCAACGCGAUCACAUUUCAGAACACUCCUGAAGCUGGGAAGAGCCGUUUGGUUCGCGUCGGAACAGCCGUAACAAACCAACAGUUGAGGCGCUGGUGCAAUAGUCAGGAGGGAAACUUGGCGUCCACACUGCCGUUCAAUGCCAUCAUCGUUGAGAUCACACUUGGCGGAUCUAACGCCCCGAUCUGCCACGGUGCAGGCCGAAGCCAUACAACAUUAAGUGACCUCGUUCAUGCAAUUGAAUACGUCGAUGUCAAUGGCACCAUCCAGAAGCUCAGCAAGGACACAGAUCCCGACCUCAUGAAGGCCGCCAGUGGCUGCUUUGGUCUUCUCGGAAUCAUUACCCACAUCACCUUGGAGAUGAUGCCCAUGACCUAUGCAGUCAUGAGGCCACAGAAGCUUCACAUAACUGAGGCUAUCCCACUCCCGCCAGGAAUGACGAAUGAAGAUCUACCGCAUGUUCUCCGGCCAGAGACACCCAUGACGGAGGAGCAGCGCGCCAAAGCCCAGGCCGCAUUUGAAGACAAGGCCCGCAACAACUUUUACGCGGAAUGGUUCUGGUUCCCCUACACUUCCAAGGUCUGGGUCAACUGCUGGAACACAACGGAUGACCAAGAAGGCGAGAUCGAGUAUCCAGGCGAUACGCAGGUGGUCAUCCAGUGGUUCCAGACUGUCGCUGCACAGGUCUUGCAAGUAUCUGAUGCGAUCGCGGAUUUACAACACACAUUCGCAUGGACACAGACUACCUUGAUGUCUACAUUGGCACUUUACGCAAUGCCUGAGGUCACAGACGACCAGCCAGCCAUCAAGACUCAGCUCCCCAACGCUCUGCACUUCCGUCGAGCAGUUCAGAAUGUCCGCGUGCUGGACACCGAGAUGCAGAUACCCCUGCUUCCGAAGUCAGGAGUUCCUCUCUCUGAGGCAAAGUUCGAAGACGAGAUCGACUUCAGCAACGUGCAACGCGCUUGGUGGGCCGCUAUUCUCACGGCCUAUAAAUACCAUGACACCUGCCCCCAGCGAAUGCCACUCGAGAUGCGGAUCACUGGCCCGUCACAAGUGAUCAUGGCGCCGUUCCGAGGCCACAACCUCGGAAGCGCCUCGAUCGAGAUCCUGACGCUGGAGAACAUGCGGGGCAAGGAGUGGCUGGACUACGCCCAGGAGGUCCUCGACCACUGGAUGGACCUCAAGGACUCGCGGGGGGAAUAUCUCCCCACGCGGCCGCACUGGGCUAAGGAGUGGUACAACUUUAAGGUCCGGGGCCAGCCGAUGAUAGACUAUGUGCGGAAGUCCUAUGCGCAUGAGAUAAAGGAAUUUGUCUUCCGCCUGGGGCAGAUCGCGAAGAAGCAGGGGUGGAGCAUGGAAGAGGCGAAAAGGCGGUUCGGGAACGGUGCGUUGGAUGCCGUGUUUUACACGCAGCCUGUUGCGUCGCUCAACAGCGGGGUGAGGUCGGCGGCGGACAAGCAAGAACGAUCCUUCAUCACGACGACACCGGUCAUUACCAUCAAUUGA
Messenger RNA from Diaporthe citri, 2343 nucleotides. RefSeq lists its product as uncharacterized. The transcript has a single exon. The coding region runs from base 1 to 2343 and encodes 780 amino acids. Gene Ontology annotation, molecular function: D-arabinono-1,4-lactone oxidase activity; FAD binding. The record is from RefSeq and is a predicted model, not a curated record. Gene Ontology annotation, cellular component: mitochondrion. NCBI's taxonomy places the organism in Eukaryota, Fungi, Ascomycota, Sordariomycetes, Diaporthales, Diaporthaceae.